This is a messenger RNA of Acanthosepion pharaonis, 615 nucleotides long. NCBI's taxonomy places the organism in Eukaryota, Metazoa, Mollusca, Cephalopoda, Sepiida, Sepiidae. The record is from the annotation of a GenBank genome assembly.
AUGAAUCUAUCUAUCUCAUCAUUUUCAUUAUCUAUAGUUUUUCAUUUUCUUCAAUUAAUCUAUUAUCUAUCUAUCUAUCUAUUAUCAUUUUCACUAUUCUUUAUUAUAUACUUAUUUCAGUAUUUUCAUUAUUGUAUCUAUUCAUUCUUUUAUCUUUCGAUUCUUUUUCUUUCUUUUAUGUUUCUAAACUAUUCGACAAUUUUCAUUAUUUUCAUUAUUAUCUAUUUUUUUUUUAAUUUUAUCAUCUAUUAUCUAUCUAUUCCUUUCUUUUUCUUUUCACGUAUUUAUGUCAUUAAUUUCAUGUUUUUUCAUUAUUUAUCUUUCUUUCUUUCUUUUUUCUCCCAUUCUUUCUUUCAUUCUUUCAUCUACUUAUAUUCUUUUUCAAUUAUUUAUUUUUUAUCUAUAUAUGUAUUUUUUUAUUUAUUUAUUAUUUAUCUUUCAUCAUUUUAUUAUUUAUUAUUAUAUUUUUUAUCUAUCUUUUCUUUUCAUAUUUCUUUAUCUAUAUAUGUAUUUCAUAUUUUUCCUAUCUUUUUAUCUAUCUAUCUCGUUCAUUUUCUUUUUUCUUUGUUUCUAUCUUUCUAUCUAUUUUUUUUUUUAUUUCUUUUCACUAUUUAA